This is a messenger RNA of Arachis duranensis, 1239 nucleotides long. Its product is annotated as ATP sulfurylase 2-like. Gene Ontology annotation, molecular function: adenylylsulfate kinase activity; sulfate adenylyltransferase (ATP) activity. The coding region runs from base 1 to 1239 and encodes 412 amino acids. The transcript has 5 exons. NCBI's taxonomy places the organism in Eukaryota, Viridiplantae, Streptophyta, Magnoliopsida, Fabales, Fabaceae. The record is from RefSeq and is a predicted model, not a curated record. Gene Ontology annotation, biological process: sulfate assimilation.
AUGAUAAAGAGCUCAUUGAUAGAGCCUGAUGGAGGUACAUUGGUGGAUCUGAUAGUGCCGGAAAGCCAAAGAUAUUCGAAGAUGACGGAGAUAGAGUCGAUGGCGAAGGUGAAUCUCACGAGAAUUGAUAUGGAGUGGGUGCAUGUGAUAAGUGAAGGGUGGGCUAGCCCAUUGAGAGGGUUCAUGAGGGAGAGUGAAUACCUUCAGAGUUUGCAUUUUAAUUGUUUGAGGAUGGAAGAUGGUUCUGUUGUGAACAUGUCCCUUCCGAUUGUGUUGGCAAUUGACGAUGAAACAAAAGGGAGAAUUGGCUCAUCUUUGCAUGUUGCUUUGGUUGGGCCUCUUGGAGAUUGUGUUGCUAUUCUUCGAAGUAUUGAAAUAUACAAGCAUAACAAAGAAGAAAGAAUUGCCAGAACAUGGGGAACAACUGCUCCAGGAUUGCCUUAUGUUGAUGAAGUGAUUACUCCAUCAGGGGAUUGGUUAAUUGGAGGAGAUUUGGAAGUUCUAAAACCAAUCAAAUAUAGUGAUGGACUUGAUAACUAUAGACUCUCCCCUAAACAACUUCGGAAAGAAUUUGAAUCGCGUAAAGCUGAUGCAGUUUUUGCAUUCCAGUUAAGAAACCCAGUGCAUAAUGGUCAUGCCUUGUUGAUGAAUGAUACUCGGAAGCGACUGUUGGAAAUGGGAUACAAGAAUCCAAUUUUGUUGCUUCAUCCUCUUGGAGGUUUCACAAAGGCUGAUGAUGUACCCUUGGAUGUUAGGAUGGAACAACAUAGCAAGGUCCUAGAAGAUGGUGUUCUUGAUCCAGAGACUACCAUAGUGGCCAUAUUUCCAUCACCGAUGCAUUAUGCAGGACCAACGGAAGUGCAGUGGCAUGCCAAGGCACGAAUAAAUGCCGGUGCCAACUUCUAUAUUGUUGGUCGGGAUCCUGCCGGCAUGGCUCAUCCAACUGAGAAAAGGGAUCUCUAUGAUCCUGAUCAUGGCAAAAAGGUUCUCACCAUGGCUCCUGGCCUUCACAAGCUUAACAUUUUGCCUUUCAAGGUGGCAGCUUAUGAUAAUAGGGAAAACAAGAUGGCAUUUUUUGAUCCCAGCCGUGCUAAAGAUUUCCUUUUUAUAUCUGGAACCAAGAUGAGGGCUUAUGCAAAAAAUGGUGAAAAUCCACCAAAUGGUUUUAUGUGCCCAUCUGGAUGGAAGGUUCUUGUCGAGUAUUAUCAAAGUUCGCAAGCCCAAGAGGCAUCACAAUAG